Ceratina calcarata is the source of this 3241-nucleotide messenger RNA. It is a transcript of the gene lovit, whose product is annotated as loss of visual transmission. The record is from RefSeq and is a predicted model, not a curated record. Gene Ontology annotation, cellular component: membrane. The transcript has 8 exons. Lineage: Eukaryota; Metazoa; Arthropoda; Insecta; Hymenoptera; Apidae. Bases 1454 to 3241 code for a protein of 595 amino acids. Gene Ontology annotation, molecular function: sucrose:proton symporter activity. Gene Ontology annotation, biological process: transmembrane transport.
CGCGAAUCGACAGUACGACGCGCGACGACGUCUGUUGGCCGUCCAUCCGAUGGGACGGAACGUUAAUUAAAUCGUAGACAGAUCGGCUCGGCAUUGAUCGUUCUCGAGUUAGCAACGAGAAUCGAAAUAGAAUAGAGAAUUAGAAACUGUACCGAUCUAUGCGUCACGAGCUCCGUAAAUGGCGGAUCGUUUUUCUGUGAACGAGAACUGAUGGCGAGACAAAAGGGACGGAAGAAACUUAGCUCGGAAAACUGUGAACCAAGUGAAUUAUAUCGGCGAGUAUAUUGCCGUGCGGUAAGCUCUGACAGAGCUCGCACCAAGGCCACAUACGCAACAAGACAGACCUACUUUGUAAGACUUCGUUCUCGCCUAAUGCGAUGGCUCGAUACACUUACAAAGGUUCGCCGGUGCGCGACACGUUUUCUGGUAGCAGUCACGUUCCCUGACGCACAGUUACGAACAGAGAUCGACGAAUCGACGCGGUAAUUACUCACACCAGACCAGACGGUAUGAAAUGAAAGUCGGCAAAGAUUUUAAUAUCACUGAGAUCCUUCUACGUACGUACGUACGUACGUCCGGGGAAGGUGGUGUUACGGUAACAAUGAGUCUGGAAUAUGGAGCAGCCUUCGACGGUGAAAUCGAAUCGAAAAUCCUGCUGGAAAAGAGAAAAUCGACAAAGCGUAAUUUCCGCCGCGGAAAUUACGUCUACGAGCCAGCGGCGGAGGAAACCAUUGUCGGAGAGCCUACCGCGUGUCCGCACGCGUAAACAUUUUUAUUAGAGUCCAACAGUCGCACAGAGGACGGCUACUGUCGCUGUUAAUUAUUUUUAUCGAGCGCUCGCUCUACCAAACGAGAUGAUAGUAUGCGUAAAUUGCAAACGUACGAAUUUCUCGAACGAACCGAUCCAAGUUUUGCGUUUCGCGUAUGAAAGGAAACGAGCAGCUUCGCCAGCUUCUCAGAUCUAUCGUCCGAAAAGAUCUCUCGCGUCUCGAGCAGACUUUCUCAUCGGUGGCAACGAUGAGCGACCGCGAGUUUCUCUCGAUACGAAACGGGGCUCGUUCCGCUGGUUCUACGUCCGACCGGGACCGGGAAAUACACACGUAGCUACCUGAGUAGGUGUGCGUCGUCCACGGUGGAAGGCGACGUCGGUCGAGCUUUCGUCUUGACGCGAGCUCAGUCGUCCCUCGCGUACCGUCGUCGAAACACACCCCCGUCGUUGCACCCUCGUCGCGUCUGUUUCGCGCUCUCCGUUCCCGCUCAGCCGCUCAGUCGAGCGCAAUGAACCGACGAACGCGCACGUCGCGUUGACAUUCUUCCGGCUGCUUUCCGAAUUCAUACAGAGGGAAAUUUUUCCACGAGGGCCGUGGUUUGGAAAUUCGACCGAUUCACUUUACGCGACGGAAUGACGGACAGAACUUUCGAUUGAGAAACUGUUUGAAAAUCGUCGAUCGCCAUGGUGGACAAACUUCACGAGUACGAGGGGUUCGCUGGGAGGGUGCACGACGUUCGUGACAAGUUCAAGGAGAAAUGGGAAACGUGGAAGGAGUGGAAAAAUGGAAUACCGAUGGACCAGGGGAUAGCGGGGAUCCUCGGUCAUCUGCGGGGCCCCCCGAAAUUGGAGAGGACGUUGGAGGAUUACGAACACGUCUAUAGGAGAAAGACGCGAGGGGAACUGGUCCGCGUGUCGGCGGCGGUCAUGGGAAUCGAAUUCUCGUACGCCGCGGAAACUGCAUUCGUCUCGCCGACGUUGUUGAAGAUCGGAGUGGACCAUCAACGCAUGACACUCGUCUGGGCGUUGAGUCCUCUGAUCGGAUUCUUCGUCACGCCGAUCUUGGGUAGUCUGAGCGACAGAUGCAGGUCCAAAUACGGGAGGAGGAGACCGUUCAUCGCGUUGUUGGCUCUCGGAGUGUUGAUCGGGCUGAUACUGGUCCCAAACGGCGAGGACAUGGGAUACGCCUUCGGGGACGUGGCAGCUACUACUUGGAAGAAUUUUACGAUGCCGUCGGGACACAGAACUACCGCGAAACAAGCGAGAGAGGAGACAGCAGCGAGACCGCCGUCUCACCCUUGGGGAAUCUUCUUCACGAUUCUGGGCACGGUGCUUCUCGAUUUCGACGCAGACGCUUGCCAGAGCCCGGCCAGGGCUUAUCUGCUCGACGUCACCACACCGGAUGAUCACGCCAAAGGGUUGAGCACGUUCACCGUAAUGGCGGGUUUGGGCGGUUUCAUGGGAUACGGUCUCGGUGGUAUCAAUUGGGACGCGACCGCGAUCGGAGUCGCGCUCGGUGGACACCUCCACGCGACGUUCACGUUGAUCACGAUCAUCUUCGUCGUUUGCGUGUCUUGUACGUUGACCAGUUUCAAGGAGAUACCAUUGGAACUGUUGGAGAGGGACGAGCGUCGACAGUCGCAGGAACGGAAGGAAUUCGUUCUGAAGCCUCUGCCGGUUCAGGACACGGAGAAGAGGGCCGGCCAGGUACCCAUGGUACCGGACGUGCCCGUCCACGACCAGCCAGGUCUCGGAGAGAACGUCGGAGACGAUCCGAGGACUACGUUGAUGGAGUAUCUCCUCUCGAUCGUUUACAUGCCACACAGUCUACGCGUAGUCUGCCUGACCAAUUUGUUCUGCUGGAUGGCGCACGUCUGUUACUCCCUGUACUUCACGGAUUUCGUCGGCGAGGCCGUUUACGGUGGCGAUCCACAGGCGCCGGAGGGUUCCAAAGAAAGGGAGUUGUACGAGAGCGGUGUACGGUUCGGCUGCUGGGGAAUGUCCAUGUACUCGUUGUCCUGUUCCUGUUACUCGAUGAUCAUCGAGAGACUCAUCGAACGUUACAAAGCACGGAGGGUGUACGUCUGCGGCCUAUUGUUCUAUAGCACCGGGAUGAUGAUGAUGGCGUUGACAAAGCACCCCGCGGGAGUGAUCAUAUUCUCUUGGACGGCGGGCGUUAUGUACUCGACGUUGUUCACCAUGCCGUAUUUACUCGUCGCCCAUUACCAUGCUUCGUCGACGUUCGAGGUGACCACCGAGGGUGAAGCUGUACAGAGCGCAGGGGUGCGCGGCCUUGGCACGGACGUGGCGAUCGUCUCGUCCAUGGUGUUCUUGGCUCAGUUCUUGCUCUCCUGCUGUUUGGGAACGAUCGUGAGCGUGUCUGGGACCACCACGGCGGUCGUCUGCGUGGCGAGCACUCUGGCCGCUUGCGGAGCCGCCUCUGCGACCCAGAUCAUGUAUUUGGAUCUUUGA